AUGGGCGGAUGCGCCGUAUCAGCCUUUAUGGCCACGAUUGGUUUUGACACGGUAACAUCAUUCACCAUGACGUGCACCCGCUUUACUAAGAUAGCGGGUACCCAUUAUUCCCCGUACUUUAAAGAAAAAUUCAUGUUUAACGUCGAGUAUCCGUUCAAAUUCACGGAUCAAACACUUAGACCCUACCGGAGCUGCGCUAACACUACCGACGCUCGACAGAGAACCACAUAUCAAAAUGAUUACUCAUUUGGCGCCCACUUUUACGCCAUGACGUGUCUUAUAUGCGCCGUAUACUCAAUGGCCGCACUCGGUCUACACGCAUGCGCUGGACGUCCAUUAUGGGCCACCAUUGACAUGAUUGGCACCAUUAUGUUGGCCAUAGUUUGUCCGGUGGCUACCACUGUAUGGGCGGUAACCGUACAUAAAAUACGUUAUUUUGCGAGUCCAACUGAGAGCGCUAACCCUGUCGGCGAGUGCUAUGAGUCAAACCCCGGGAAGUGGACCAUGCUCAAUAUAUCACAAAUUUGUGGUUUUGUUAAUGUAUUCUUAUGGGCGCUGAGUGUGUGGUUUGUCUAUCGAGAGACUCAAUCCCGUGGCGAACAAGUGUCGGAUCAAAAGGUAGCGCCCGUUUUGGGCGCACCUAAGGCCUGGUUUGGAGAGCAAACACCGCAAUUGUCGGCACAUAAGUUGGGCGCCGGAAUCUGA
This is a messenger RNA of Medioppia subpectinata, 705 nucleotides long. NCBI's taxonomy places the organism in Eukaryota, Metazoa, Arthropoda, Arachnida, Sarcoptiformes, Oppiidae. The record is from the annotation of a GenBank genome assembly.